AUGAUUCGUAUAUUAUUAACUGUUUAUUUAUUAUGUUUUAUUGAAAUUCAUGCAAUACGUCGUCGUUGUAUAAAUAGUGGUGUGUUAUUUUCCGAUCAAAUUGCUCGUUCACCACUUAUUGUGUAUGGUGAAUCUUUAGCAAAAAAUAUUUAUGUUGAAAGUGAUACGGAAUCACUUUUUAAUGUUACAUUUCGUAUUGAUUGUAUUCUAAAAGGACAAAUUAUUGAAAGUCAAAUAAAAAUAACUGAUGCAGGUAUAAAAGCAGGUCAUAUGGCUUGUCAAUGGCUUGAUCCAGGACAAUAUUAUGUUGUUUUUCUUGAAAAAUGGGGAACAAAUCCAAAUGAAUAUCGUCCACUUGAUUUUCAAGAACAUAUUGGUGAUAAUACAACAUAUGAAUUAUUAACAAAAACAUGUCAUUUAACAAAGAAUUUACCAUUACAUUCAACUACAAAUAAUUGUCCAAAUGUAUCAUUUUCCGGAUUUUGUCCUCAUGAUAGCAAUGAUAUAAUUGUAAUACCGAAACAAGGCUGGGCUGAUACUAUAAAUACGAAUGCAAGAUCAUCAUAUUUCGAUCAUGGUAGUUUAUUUCAACUUCAAUCAAAUGUUACCGUACCAAGAGAUCCAAUCAUGUCACAAACAAGAUAUAUUUCAAAUAAUUCUGCACGUUCAGCAAUAAUAUCUGAAAUUUUAUUCGCUAUUGGUAUCUUUUUUAUGAUAUUAGGUUAUUGA
Molecule: messenger RNA, 729 nt
Organism: Adineta steineri
Lineage: Eukaryota; Metazoa; Rotifera; Eurotatoria; Adinetida; Adinetidae
Source: the annotation of a GenBank genome assembly